Messenger RNA from Otolemur garnettii (small-eared galago), 1385 nucleotides. RefSeq names its product ADP ribosylation factor related protein 1 (gene ARFRP1). Gene Ontology annotation, molecular function: GTPase activity; GTP binding. The record is from RefSeq and is a predicted model, not a curated record. The transcript has 7 exons. Bases 617 to 1123 code for a protein of 168 amino acids. Gene Ontology annotation, biological process: protein localization to organelle; Golgi to plasma membrane protein transport; intracellular protein transport. Gene Ontology annotation, cellular component: Golgi apparatus. NCBI's taxonomy places the organism in Eukaryota, Metazoa, Chordata, Mammalia, Primates, Galagidae.
GGCUGUGUGGCGGGGCGGGCCCGAGCGGCGCCCAGGACUUGGGGAAGCGCGGGGGUCUGUUUGCGAGCUCUGGUCCUGGGUCCUGCCGCGGGAGCCUGUCCCCACCCCGCCCCGCCGGCCUCCACACUUCACCUCCGGUCCGCUGCGGGAGCGGCGGGCCCGCGGCAAACCCGCCCUGUAUCCGCCCCCAGAUGCUCCUGCCCCUUGGGAGAGACGGGGUGACGGUUCCACCCGAACGUCCGCACAGGCUGCUGACCUGCGCUGGUCGCUGACUGCCCCGAGGCUGAGCGCACUCUGGGUCCGCAAGCAAGGGGCGGGCAGGGACGCGCUCACUGCAUACCCUUGGCCGGCGAGCUCUGGGGGGUGGUGUGCUGUAGCGGUGUCUUUAGAGGAGGGACCAGAACGGAUUUAUGUUGGGAAAGAUCAGAGUCCCUGCUGUGAGCAGAACGACUGGGAGUGGCUAUCUGGGAGCAGUUACGGAGAAUUCUCACAGUGUAGACGUGGAACAGGACAAGGAGCAAGAAAGGCCCCCAGGGCAGCCACUGUUCAAUAUGGCGGGAGGUGGGGUUCGUGCGGGCUGCCCCAUGACCAUGCCGUCUCAGGUGCCCAGGGCAGGAUGUACACACUACUGUCAGGCUUGUACAAGUACAUGUUCCAGAAAGACGAGUACUGCAUCCUGAUCUUGGGCCUGGACAAUGCGGGGAAGACGACCUUCCUGGAACAGUCGAAAACCCGGUUUAACAAGAACUACAAAGGGAUGAGCCUAUCCAAAAUCACCACCACCGUGGGUCUAAAUAUUGGCACAGUGGAUGUGGGAAAGGCUCGCCUCAUGUUCUGGGACUUAGGGGGACAGGAAGAGCUGCAGUCUUUGUGGGAUAAGUACUAUGCAGAGUGCCACGGUGUCAUCUACGUCAUUGACUCCACUGAUGAGGAGAGGUUAGCGGAAUCCAAGCAAGCAUUUGAGAAGGUGGUGACAAGUGAGGCCCUGUGCGGCGUCCCUGUUCUCGUGCUGGCCAACAAGCAGGAUGUGGAGCCUUACCUCCUCAGACUUGCCUGUCUAUCCCUGACAUCAAGACUGCCUUCAGUGACUGCACUGGCAAGAUCGGUCGGCGUGACUGCCUGACCCAGGCCUGUUCUGCUCUCACGGGCAAGGGGGUACGCGAGGGCAUCGAGUGGAUGGUGAAGUGUGUCAUCCGGAAUGUCCACCGGCCACCGCGGCAGAGGGACAUCACGUAGGCGCACUGGCCUGCUCUUGGGCAGCUCAUCUGCAUGUGCUGGAGGAGGGGGCUUCCUGCUGGCCCCUGUGCCACCAGCCCUGGGGUCGGGCUUGUUUUGCUUUGUGAUUCUUUGUGCUUUGUGUUCCUGAAAGACAUAUUUCCUCUUGA